This is a messenger RNA of Knipowitschia caucasica, 567 nucleotides long. The record is from the annotation of a GenBank genome assembly. Lineage: Eukaryota; Metazoa; Chordata; Actinopteri; Gobiiformes; Gobiidae.
AUGGAGGCGCUGUGCCCCGGCUGCACAGAACCUACAGAGAACCUACAGAGAACCUACAGAGAACCUACAGAGAACCUGUCAGAGAACCUACAGAGAACCUACAGAGAACCUGACAGAGAACCUACAGAGAACCUACAGAGAACCUACAGAGAACCUACAGAGAACCUGACAACCUACAGAGAACCUGACAGAGAACCUACAGAGAACCUGACAGAGAACCUACAGAGAACCUACAGAGAACCUACAGAGAACCUGACAGAGAACCUGACAGAGAACCUGACAGAGAACCUACAGAGAACCUACAGAGAACCUGACAGAGAACCUACAGAAAACCUGACAGAGAACCUACAGAGAACCUACAGAGAACCUACAGAGAACCUCCCCCCACUUCACACCUCCAACACCUUCACUUCUCCCCUCCCCCACUUCCUCUUCAACAAGGGGCAAAACAAGACGCAGAAGUGCAUCCAGAGUCCGCAGCAGAUCUACAGUGGGCACAAGAUCUACAGCUCGCAGCAGAUCUCCACCACGGCCCGGGCCUGCACUGGAUCAAGCCAGGUGGAAUAG